AUGGCAUUCUUCCCUCGCUUCAAGAGCCCAGAGAUAUCAGCAUCUGGGCUUCCGUCUGGAACCAGCAUCGAAUCUGGUAUUUCAAAGACCAUCGCAGCCCAGGAUCCAGUAUCAACCCUCCAGCCCGUGAACGCAGAACAAAAAGCCAUCGAUGAGAAGACAACCGACCCGGAAACCAGAAUCAAAAUCCCAGACUUCCUAGCCGACUGGCGCACAAAGCCGAGCUGGCCCUCUCCCUACCCCCCGCGACGACACGCCCAAUCCGAAAGCAUCAAAGCAGAAGCCGAACGUUGGCUGCGCAGCUACCACCGCAACGACAUCAGCAACGACGGCGACGGCGACAACGGCGGGGGCAGCGGAAUCAGCAACACCUUCAUCUCCAAAAUCAUCGCCGGCGACUUCCCCGACAUUGCCUGCCUCAUCUACGCCCACCAAGACGCAAAACAUACCCUCCUCGCGGCGCUGGUCAUGCUCCACUUCUUCGUCAUUGAUGAGUUCACAGACACCAUCGAGGGUAACGAGGAGGGAGAGGCCAACGUGCGGAGGCAAUCUGCCGCCCUGGUACGCGCUUUCCGGGACCCUGAUUAUCCUCCUCUUCCUCCUCGGGACGAAGACGGCGCGGGGACCGACAAGGACGUCUGGGUCGGCAUACGCAUGGCAGCGGACAUUGCAUCGCGGUACCGCAGCGACUCUGUAGGCGGCACAGCCGAGUCCUGGGCCUUCUUCGUCGACAGCUUCGCAGACUACCUCGACGGCGUCGGUGACGAGGUGGCGCUUCGGAGGAGACCCUGCGUCCCGUGCCGGGCAGAGUACAUGGCCGUACGGCGCCGAACCAUUGGCGUUCUUCCGGGCAUGGCCCUGCUCCUCAUCGACCGCGCGGUACGGCCGGGCUUCUUCGCGAUCCCCGCCGUUGACGCGAUGCUGCGUCUCUGUGUCGAUAUCAUCAUCAACCAGAACGAUAUCUACAGCUUCGAUAAAGAGCAGGCGCGGGGCGAGGACGGGCAUAACGGUGUGAGGGUGCUCAUGGAGGAGGAGGAGAAGGAGGCGCCGGGGCCCGGCAGCGUGCAGGAGGCCAUGAACCGGCUCGGCGAGGAGACGAGGGUUUUGGUGGGCAGGUUCGUCGAGCUAUGUGAGAAUUUGCCGACGCUGGAGGACGAAGUGGACAACGCGCACCUCGGGAUCCUGCGCGAGGGUUGCGUUUCGUGGAUCGUUGGGAUGGAGGUUUGGUCUACGCUCGUCACGAAGCGGUAUGGUAUGCAGCGUUUAGACGGGGACCGCUAUUAUACGGCGACGCCGAGGAAGAAGAUGCAGCAGCAGUAG
Colletotrichum orchidophilum is the source of this 1320-nucleotide messenger RNA. RefSeq lists its product as uncharacterized. Lineage: Eukaryota; Fungi; Ascomycota; Sordariomycetes; Glomerellales; Glomerellaceae. The transcript has a single exon. The record is from RefSeq and is a predicted model, not a curated record. Bases 1 to 1320 code for a protein of 439 amino acids.